Diospyros lotus (date-plum) is the source of this 5116-nucleotide messenger RNA. RefSeq names its product heat shock cognate 70 kDa protein-like. Gene Ontology annotation, molecular function: ATP binding; misfolded protein binding; heat shock protein binding. The record is from RefSeq and is a predicted model, not a curated record. Gene Ontology annotation, biological process: protein refolding; cellular response to unfolded protein. The transcript has 4 exons. Gene Ontology annotation, cellular component: cytoplasm. The coding region runs from base 3049 to 4821 and encodes 590 amino acids. NCBI's taxonomy places the organism in Eukaryota, Viridiplantae, Streptophyta, Magnoliopsida, Ericales, Ebenaceae.
CAAAACAAUGGCAUUUUUGUAGUACUUAAGACCGUCACAAAACUCACAACAAACUAUCCCUCAAGAUAAUAGACACAAUCACUUGAUAGGAAGAACAAGAAUAGGAAUAGAACACAGCAAUAAAAUACAACAAGAGACACAAGAUUUUAUCAUGGUUCAGUCUCAUAAAAAAGACCUACAUCCAGACUACCUUAGGCCCAUGAAAUCUCCACUAUCUUGACAACUUUACAGCAAUUAUAUGAACUAGGAAAACCCUUUCUUUUCCUUAGUCUAAAACCCUAGACUACCAAGAGAAGAAAUCCCAAGAGAAAAAUAGAAUCUCUCAGCCUAGCUCACCCGCACAACCCUUACAAGAUAAUCUUGAGAUCUCACACCCACAACCGAGCCCUCCCAGCCCCUAUUUAUAAAGCAUAGAGGCGGGUAAGGUAGUUACAACUAACUGCCCCUAUCCUGACCGGAUUUAACUAAUUACCAGACAACUUGGAAACAAAUUAACUAAUACAUAUUACAAAUUAAAAAUAUGCUAACAGACUUCCCAAAGGAAAUACUAAGAACAAAAACUAAUAUAAAAACAAAUGACUUCACAAUUUGAUAUAUUAGUUCUAGGAAUAUAUAAUAAAGGAGCUAAAACCCCAAAUGGGCUAAUGAGGCAUUUAUAUUUUUGUCUUCUUUCUCUCGAAUAGGUUCUCUGUUUCGAAUAUGGUAUCAGAGCACUAUUAGGGUUUGGGUUCGCCUCUCUUCUUCGUCGGUUCUCUGUUUUCAGUUUCUUUUCUGGUUAUUUGCUUUGCUUCGACGAGCCAUCUACGGUAAUAUGUAUCGUUUCCGUUUUCAUUUAUCUUCUCCGAUUUUCUGAGUCGAUUUUCUUCGGUCGGUUUAUUAUCUUGGACAGAUCUGUGCUUCUUUCAAUAGAUCUGUGUUUCUUCGUCGAUUUCAUCUGGCGAUCUUGGACAGAUCUGGUUUUCUUCCAACAGAUCUAUGUUUCUUGUCGUUUUCAUCCGACGACUUGGCGUUCUUGUGUCUCUUUCAACAGAUCUGUGUCUCUUCCUGGUUUGUUGUCUUCCUUUGUUUCUUAUGGGGUCUAUCGCUUCUGAUGCAACUUCCUCAUCGAUGAGUCAUUCCGCCAUCAAUGAUGGUUCCAGCCCGUUCUUUAUCCAUCAUUCGGAUAGUCUUGGUCUUAUCCUUGUAUCUCAGUCGCUGACUGGAGAGAACUAUGUUUCCUGGAGCUGUUCGAUGACGAUUGCAUUUUCCGUAAAGAACAAGCUAGGUUUCAUCAACGGUACAAUUGUGCGACCUUCAGGUGAUAUUACUUUACUUAAUGCCUAGAUUCGGAGCAAUAAUAUUGUCAUUUCGUGGAUCUUAAACUCUGUUUCUAAAGAAAUUUCUGCAAGUUUGAUAUAUUAGGAAUCUGCAUUUGAUAUAUGGAAUGAUCUUAAAGAUAGAUUUCAAUAGAGUAAUGGUCCUAGAAUAUUUCAAUUGAGACGUGAGAUGAUGAACUUAAAUCAAGGUCAAUUAUCUGUAAGUGCAUAUUUCACUAGACUUAAGGCUGUCUGGGAUGAGUUAAACAAUUUUAGACCUAUGUGCACAUGUGGAAAGUGUUCUUGUGCAGGUACAAAGUCACUUGCAGAUCAUUACGAUAUGGAAUAUGUAAUGUCCUUUUUAAUGGGCCUGAAUGACUCAUAUGCUCAAAUCCGUGGUCAAUUGCUCCUUAUGGAUCAUUUACCUCCCAUAAAUAAGGUUUUUUUCCUUAAUAUCUCAAGAAGAAAAUCAAAGAGCUGUGAUGAAUACUAAUGGUGUAAUACCUUAUACCUGUGUGAGGUCACCGUGUAAUUUAGAUGAAUUUAAAAUAUCAAAAAGUGGGUUUAAAAGUAAAAUAAGUCGUUGAAUCGACCGAAGGGGGUACCUCGGACCCUAGAUAAUUAAGAAAAAUGGUAUAGCAUCAUCAAGUAAUAUAAGUUAUGAUUUUUGGUGAUAAAAGAAAUUGGAUCGGAAAUAGUUUUCGGUACAACUGUUGACCAGGCUGAGAAAAUCGAAUCGACGUAAGAGAUGUCUGAAAAGUCAACGGAGCAUGUCAAUGACUAAUAUUUUAUGUAUAGAACAACCCUUAAGUGAUUCCGGGUUGAAUCGAGUGGAUUUAGGGUCAAAACGAUCAGUCGAGCCUAAGUGCAAUUUUCUAAAUUUGCAUGAGGAAAGUCAAAACGAUAAUUUUUUGAAAGUUUCAAGGGAGAAAUGAGAAGUACUAAUCUUGAGGGUCUUAGUGAUGGUCUUGGGAAGACCAGGGGCUUGAGGAUAAGGACCAAAAUGCAAAAGAAAAUCUUAAGAGGGCUAAACUGCAAUUUUCGAAAAUCUGCCAAAGCAUGGAAGAUCUGGCAGCAAUUUUUGGCCAAAAAAUCCAAAGAUUUGGGCAGUAAAUCUCGUCAGGGCAUGGCCAAGGGUAGUUUAGGAGGCGUGUGGGAGAAGACAUGGUCGGAAAUUGGCCACAUGUGGGUCGGUUUUGGCCUAUAAAUAGCAAGGGUUCUUGGCCGAAUUUGGAGUAGCAAAUCGCUCGAGUUUGAGGACGAAUCAAGGGAAGCCAACAAGGGGCUUUUGAUCUUUGAGGCAAGAGGAGCAUUUCUGGUAAGUUUCGUGAGUUUUCAAGGUGGUUUGAAGGUGUUACAAGGGUGGCCGAAAAGUUGCAUGCGGUGGCCGGAUCGGGAUUGAUUUUGUCGGAUUUAAAGUCCUUCCGGUGGUCGUUUCGGGCACCUAAGGGUACCCUUGUGAUCGACGAAGAGAGAGCUUCUAGGAGGUGUGGUCGGGGUCAAAUUCCGGUCGUCGGCCGGCGACUAGCUCGUCGGAGAAGACGAUGUGCGUGCAGUGCACACGCUGUCUUCACUAGCAGAAACGCGCCUAGGCGAAUGGGGGCACGUGCAGGGUGCCUUACGGCUUAAAGUGAAGUGACUCAUGUGAAGUUCGAGGUGGGCACGCAAAUUGAGGCAUAUCACGCUUUUCGAGGAAAUCAAGUUGCGUCUAAAGGUGAAUGGUGAUGGGACUAAUCAAGUAAAGAGUCAAGACAUGGACAAUUUUAUGCAGUCUUUGACUCCCACACAGUAUCAAAAUCUACUAAGUAUGUUGGGUACUCAUCUGUCUGAUGUUAAGAUUGAUGCGAAUGCUUCAAAAACCUCUGAUCAGGCGUCAGACGCUAAACGAUUGAUUGGUCGGAGAUUUAAUGAUGAGUCAGUGCAAAGUGACCUGAAAGUUUGGCCUUUCAAAGUUGUAGCUGGUCAAGGGGAUAAGCCCAUGAUCCAGGUCACCUACAAAGAUAAGCAGAAGCAAUUUGCUGCGGAGGAGAUAUCAUCAAUGGUACUCCUGAAGAUGCGAGAGAUUGCAGAGGCCUUUCUUGGAUCAACUGUAAAGGACGCGGUUGUCACUGUUCCGGCCUACUUCAAUGACUCACAGCGCCAGGCCACCAAGGAUGCUGGACUUAUUGCUGGCUUGAAUGUCAUGAGCAUCUUAAAUGAGCCCACUGCUGCUGCCAUUGCCUAUGGGUUGGAAAUGAAUGCGGGUAGUGAUAUAGACAAAAAUGUGCUUAUCUUUGAUCUUGGUGGGGGGACUUUUGAUGUCUCGCUUUUGACUAUGAAGCAGGGUGUCUUUGAAGUGAAGGCCACAACAGGUGACACUCACCUUGGUGGGCAAGACUUUGAUAAUAGAAUGGUGAACUAUUUCGUUGAGGAGUUCAAGAGGAGGCAAAAGAAGAACAUAAUAGGAAGCCCCAAAGCUCUUCAGAGGCUAAGGACUGCUUGUGAGAGAGCAAAAAGGCAUCUCUCAUUGACUACAGAAACCACCAUUGAUAUCGAUUGUCUAUUCGAGGGUAUUGAUUUCUUCACAACAGUUACUCGUGCUAAAUUUGAGGAUCUCAACAUGGAUCUCUUCAAGAAGUGUAUAGAGCUGGUUGAAAAAUGUUUAACGGAUGCCAAUGUGAGCAAAAGCAGCAUCCAUGAUGUUGUCCUUGUUGGUGGCUCUGCAAGAAUUCCUAAGGUGCAGCAGAUGUUGCAGGAUUUAUUCAACGGAAAGGAACUAUGCAAGAGUAUCAACCCUGAUGAGGCUGUUGCCUACGGUGCAGCUGUUCGAGCUGCAAUUUUGGGUGGAAACGCUACCGAGAAAAUCCAUGACCUAGUAUUAUUGGAUGUUACCCCUCUGUCUCUCGGCAUCGGCAUUUCUGCGGGCGGUGGUGUUAUGUCGGUUGUGGUUCCGAGAAACACUAGUAUUCCAACCAAGAAGAAGGAAGGGUUCACUACUGCGCAUGAUAACCAGGCUAGUAUAUUGAUUAAGGUGUACCAGGGUGAGAGAACAAGAGUUAGCGACAAUCAUUUUCUCGGUGAAUUCCUCUUUGCCAAUAUUCCUCCUGCCCCCGCAAGUAGUCCUAAGAUCGGUGUCUGUUUUGAGAUUGAUGCAAAUGGUAUCCUACGCGUCUCCGCUGAGGAGAAGGCAACUAGUCAAACAUGCGGGAUCACCAUCACCAAUGAAAAUGCGAGAUUGUCCAAAGAAGAGAUUGAUAGAAUGUUACAGGAGGCGAUGAAGUAUAGGGCUGAAGAUGAGGAGCUCAAGAGGAAGAUGGAAGCUAAGAAUGCUCUCGAGGUCUAUGUGUACAAGCUAAAAAAUGCUCUCCUGGAUCAAAAUAUUACUACCAAACUGUCACCAGCUCAAAAGAGGGAGAUGGGAGAAGCAAUCGAGGAGGCCACUGAGUGGCUGGAUUGCAAUCGGUUUUCAGAAGUAUUGAAAUUUGAAGAAAAACAGCAUCAUCUGGAAAGCAUUUGGAACCCUAUUAUCACCAAGAUUUACAAGUGAAACAGGUGACAAAUUUGAAAUAGCCAACACAGCUUGUUUAAAUAAUAUUGUAAUAUUUGUAUGGUGGUGGCCUCUCUCAGUAAUCAACAAUCAGCAUGGAGAGUCAUUUUUGUUGGUUUUAUCCGCUAUUUGGGGGCUUAAAAUUAAGUUAAAAUAAGGUACCGAGUGGUGCUUGGUCAACAAGUAUUCUAAAAUUGUACUUAUGUUUCUACUGAAAAACAGUUGCAUAAUACUUGGUCAACAAGUAUUGUAAACAACAUCAUUAUUAAUUAUACAUCUCUAUUGGGGGGCACUA